Messenger RNA from Cantharellus anzutake, 1705 nucleotides. RefSeq lists its product as uncharacterized. Gene Ontology annotation, molecular function: G protein-coupled receptor activity. The coding region runs from base 402 to 1397 and encodes 331 amino acids. Gene Ontology annotation, biological process: adenylate cyclase-activating G protein-coupled receptor signaling pathway. Lineage: Eukaryota; Fungi; Basidiomycota; Agaricomycetes; Cantharellales; Hydnaceae. The record is from RefSeq and is a predicted model, not a curated record. Gene Ontology annotation, cellular component: plasma membrane. The transcript is spliced from 6 exons.
CCCAGCCUCUACUAAUAUCCUCCGCAUUAUCCUCCACGUGAAUCGCAUUUCCAACAAACAAAAUGACAAACUAGGCAGUGCGCGUACAUACUGGCGUUAGACUGGGGCCCGGGGUUUACAUGUUGUUACAACUUUGACGCCCGGAAAAAGUCCCCACAAUUGGUGGGAAUUAAGCGGCCAUGGCAAGCCGCACCUUAGCCGUAUUGUAGCGGCGUUGAAUUGUCUUUUAUGCCGAUCCCGGCUUUGCAACGUCAAUGUCCUGUCACAGCAUGCACAGCUUGUAUGCUGUGCCCUACUCGGGCGCACGCUGGAAUUUGCAUGGGGGAGACUGGCUUACGGAUUAUGUUUUCCAUUGCACCUACCACUGAGAUUCCCUCACUCUGCCAAAACCCAGAAAAUUGAUGCCUCGGACCGACGUGACCUGUGACCCCCAAACUUUCUACCACUUCGUAGACAAUAGGUCGCUGAUUGUGGUAUUGGGGAUAUCGGCGUUUAUCGCCACCACUUCAGCUAUAUGUGCACUUUGCCUACUGGGAAAUGUGUUGUAUCGGUGGAAUCGACAUGGAUGGAAGCGUCAUUUCCGCCCUCUCGAAGUAACCUUUGCGUUCUGGAUUUUUAUGGACGUCAUUCAGAGUUCAAGUCGUGCCCUGACAUUUAGAUGGGCCGUUUCGGGAGCAGUAGACCAUGGAGGGGGGUACUGCAUGGCUCAAGGUGUGCUAGAGCAGUUUGGUGAUGCGGGGACGGCCCUUGCAGCAUUUUUAGUAGCUGUACUAGUCGUCUCAUACUACCGCCGAGUCACCAUGAUCGUUGACCAUCCAAGGGCCGUUUCAUGGGUUUUAAUUCUUUUCUUUGCGAUGGCUCUGGUCAGCCUCAUCAUCCUACCCACCACUAUGAUUCGUAACUUCUAUGGAAAUGUUGGGCUCUGGUGCUGGAUACUCCACGGUGGUGCGUCAAGAAACACGCUGCAGAUAGCUUCUUGCUAUGCGUUGAUGCUGCUUGGAGCACUUGCAUCGGUCGUUGGGUAUGGCUAUGUGUUUAUAGGGACCCUCAAUGAAACUAAUCUGGCGAGACGGGAUGGUGGGUCUGCGGAUUUCCUCCCCAUGUACACAGUGGAGGAUGCAAAACGGAUGAUGUGGUAUUCUCUUGCGUACGUUAUCGAAGUGGUGCCCUUUGUCAUCAUCAGACUGGUGACUUUCUAUGCAAAGUUUCCAUGCCCCGGGGUCCGAGCAGGAUGGAAUGUAUUUGCAAUCUCUUUGCUUGGGGCCUCCGGCCUCAUCAACGUUCUUCUUUGGAUAAUCACUGGACGCCGGUUCGGAUUUGCAACCGAAGAGGAACGAAGGAGAGAUGUAGGACCAGCACAUUCCGAUUGUUCUUGUAGAUGUCAUGGCUGUGCGUAAGAUCACGCUAUUAUGUUGGAGAACAGCGUGUCAUUGUGUGGCUGUUUGCAAGCGCAAGUGCGAUUGGACAACAGUGUUAUAUUCACCGCCUUUGAUAAAGCAUAAGCUGCAUCGAUGUUGCAUGGUGUAAAGAAAUGAAGCACUCCAUUCGUCGCAUCCAAUGUUUUCAUUCCUCACCUAGCUUCCUCGGCGUCGUAGUCAGGGAUUUUGGUAGCAUAUUAUUUCCUACCUUACGAAGGACAACAUAUUGAUUGCGUGGCACCUGUAAUCGAACGCCGGCUCGGCAUAAUUCAAUUGAUAUGUUCGGC